This is a messenger RNA of Aspergillus glaucus CBS 516.65, 1297 nucleotides long. RefSeq names its product spermidine synthase. Gene Ontology annotation, cellular component: cytosol. The transcript is spliced from 4 exons. Gene Ontology annotation, molecular function: spermidine synthase activity. The coding region runs from base 1 to 882 and encodes 293 amino acids. Lineage: Eukaryota; Fungi; Ascomycota; Eurotiomycetes; Eurotiales; Aspergillaceae. The record is from RefSeq and is a predicted model, not a curated record. Gene Ontology annotation, biological process: spermidine biosynthetic process.
AUGAGCGAAAUUACCCACCCCACCAUCCAGGAUGGCUGGUUCUCCGAACAGUCCGGCAUGUGGCCCGGCCAGGCCAUGAACCUCAAGGUCAACCAGAUCCUGCACCACGAGAAGUCCCAGUACCAGGAUGUUCUUGUCUUCGAGAGCAGCGACUACGGCACCGUCCUUGUGCUCGACAAUGUCAUCCAGUGCACUGAGCGUGAUGAGUUCUCCUACCAAGAAAUGAUCACCCACCUCGCCAUGAACGCCCACCCCAACCCCAAGAAAGUCCUCGUCAUCGGCGGCGGCGACGGCGGUGUCCUCCGCGAAGUCGUCAAGCACGAGUCCGUCGAGGAGGCUAUCCUCUGCGACAUCGACGAGGCCGUCAUCCGCGUCUCCAAGAAGUACCUGCCCGGCAUGAGCAUUGGCUUCCAGCACCCGAACGUUGGUGUCCACAUUGGUGAUGGGUUUGAGUUCCUGAAGAACCGCCAGAAUGAGUUUGAUGUUAUUAUCACCGAUAGUUCGGACCCGGAGGGCCCUGCGGAGAGUCUUUUCCAGAAGCCGUACUUUGAGUUGUUGAGGGAUGCGUUGAGGGAUGGGGGUGUUAUCACCACGCAAGGUUCCGAAAACCAAUGGCUGCACCUCUCGCUCAUCGCCGACCUGCGCAAGGCCUGCAAGGAGGUCUUCCCCGUCGCCGAAUACGCCUACACCACCAUCCCCACCUACCCGUCGGGCCAGAUUGGAUUCAUGGUGUGCUGCAAGGACCCCGAGCGCAAUGUGCGCGAGCCUGUUCGGUCUUGGUCGCGUGAGGAGGAGGAGCGUUUGUGCCGGUACUAUAACUCGGAUAUUCACCGGGCUGCGUUUGUGUUGCCGAACUUUGCGCGGAAGGCUUUGCAGUCGUAGACUGUUUUCUUUGCAUUGUUGAAAGCAUGGACUGGGAUGGACAUAAGAAUAUGAUUGAUGGAUGGAUGAUAAAAUGCUUAUUAGUUAUUUAUGCAAUUGAUGUUGAUACCUGGAUCAGGAUUUUCAUAAACUACGAUACAGUAGGCAAUUUGUAUGAAAUGAAGAAUCGUAUUUUUGUUCAUCCUCUAGAUCUUGGAUGAUAUCAAGUUUCAUAAAUCACUAGAUCCGCAUUUUACCAUAACCCAUUAAAUAGAAACAACAUAACAAAGAAAAGACAUCAACAUGCUAACUUUACAGAAUCUGCUGGAAAGCACGGUUGAUAGGCGAGCGCACAGAGUGACCCUUGUAGAAGUCAAUGGUGGCAAGAGCACGCUUGCUAAUGCCCUCAGGAGUGAACUCGAACUUCUCGUACACC